Molecule: messenger RNA, 3462 nt
Organism: Boleophthalmus pectinirostris (great blue-spotted mudskipper)
Lineage: Eukaryota; Metazoa; Chordata; Actinopteri; Gobiiformes; Gobiidae
Gene: adrb3a
Product: adrenoceptor beta 3a
Exons: 2
Coding region: 461-1795 (444 amino acids)
Biological process (GO): norepinephrine-epinephrine-mediated vasodilation involved in regulation of systemic arterial blood pressure; adenylate cyclase-activating adrenergic receptor signaling pathway
Cellular component (GO): membrane
Molecular function (GO): beta3-adrenergic receptor activity; epinephrine binding; norepinephrine binding
Source: RefSeq, a predicted model, not a curated record
AGGGCAGUUCUCUGGUGUGCACUCUUGUGGUUCUUGCUAUAGCGUCACUGUUGCUUGAUCUCUGGCAGUCCAGCUGUGUUAGAGGGGCUAUUGCACUCAUCAGUGAAAAGAUACUCUAACCCCUGGAUGUACACAAAUGGACAAAAGUUGGAUUUUUCUCUACAAAACUUUUUUACUCUUUCGUUUGGGAUUUCUUUUUUCACAGGAGCCAUUGAAGUCUAUGACCACAAAUUGCUCCAGGGCUGUUUAUAGAGUGGACAGAUCUAUCAGCAACAUGUCAAGAUCUACACUGGAACAAUGUUAUUGAAAAUACCGCACGCUUCAGACAAGACAAAGUGUAAAGUGUCGGCAAUAUGUGGGUAUAAGUGACAAAUAGUUUUGAGGAAAACUGUGAUGCAAGAAUGCUGCAGAUUUGGGAGUUUGGGGAUCCCUCCUAUGUGUGACUGACUUGUGCAUAAUUAUGGAUAUCACAACAGCGGCCAGUCUGACCAAUGGCACUGAGUCGUACCACCCAGCAGCAGGGCCCUGGAGUCUGGUGGUGAUAGUGCUGAUCAUCCCCACCAUCGUGGUGGGAAACCUGCUGGUCAUUAUCGCUGUGGCGCACACCUCACAGCUCCAGACCACCACCAACAUCUUCAUCAUGUCUCUGGCCUGUGCUGACCUCAUCAUGGGGGUAUUUGUGGUCCCUCUGGGGGCCACUAUAGUGGUGACGGGGAACUGGCAGCUCAGUGAAGUGUUCUGUGACUUUUGGACAUCAGUGGAUGUCCUCUGUGUAACCGCGAGUAUUGAGACUCUGUGUGUGAUCGCAGUGGAUCGCUACAUUGCCAUCACCAGGCCACUACGGCACAAGGUGCUGCUCAACAAGUUGAGGGCCCGUGUCAUUGUGUGCUUGGUGUGGUUGGUGUCAGCUCUAAUAUCAUUUGUACCAAUAAUGAAUGGCUAUUGGCGAGCCAACGAUGAUAAAGAAGCUAUCAAAUGCUACAAUGAACCUGCAUGCUGUGACUUUGUGACCAACAUGCCCUUUGCUAUUAUUUCCUCUACAGUUUCUUUUUAUAUUCCACUCCUCAUAAUGAUUUUUGUCUAUGCUAAAGUGUUUUUGAUAGCAACACGGCAGGUACAGCUAAUAGACAAGAACAGACUGCGUUUCCAACAUGAGGGUUCAGGACAGCUACAAGUGGGACUCCAUAUAAAUAACAUACUGCCGUCUGCAUGUGCAGCCUACAGCGGCUGCAAUGCCACCAAAAGGAAGAGCACCAAGCGCAGGCCCUCCCGCCUGAUGCUGGUGAAGGAGCACAAAGCACUCAAGACUUUAGGUAUCAUCAUGGGGACUUUUACUGUCUGCUGGCUGCCCUUCUUUGUGGCCAACAUUAUCAAUGUAUUUUACAGAGGCAUCCCAGACUGGAUCUUCAGACUCCUGAACUGGUUUGGGUACAUAAACUCAGGCCUCAAUCCCAUUAUUUAUUGCAGGAGCCCAGAGUUUCGAACUGCCUUUAAGAACUUGCUGGGUUGCCCCUGGCUGUCCACAUUAUGGCUCAACUCUUUGUAUAAAGAGCUUCAGACUCGCUGCCCUUGUUUUCUUUGGGAGGCAGAGACGGUCAAUACUCGCACCUUCCAAAAGCCUCCCAAUGGAACGAUGGAGGGCACUGAGAGCCUGGCCAGCACACUGGGGAGCUAUCGCAGUGAAGAGGCAUCUACUGCUCCUCUGCAGUCCAACGGGACCACACUGUACAGUGACAUAUCUGAGCCCGGAACCUCUUGCUUUACUUUACAAGAAGCAGAUGAGGAUGGAGUAUGAAUAUUAAAGAAACAUGAAUCCGCUACUGUUUUUUUCAUGGCAACGAACAAAACACUAAGGACACUGUGAAGAAAAGAGGAACACCUGCUGAACGCAUCCUAGCACAUGACAAGCCUUGAACCCACUGACUGAACUUGGAAGAAUCACCUGCGGCAAAGUGAAUCUAGGAAUAUUCAAAACUAUUGUGAGAAUCAAAGGCCGACUUUUACAGUAUUGUUAUUUAUGACUUGUUGACAAAACCAAAGCUGACCGAAUGGGAAGCAUUUGACAGAAAUGCUGAAAAAUAAACUGUGCCGUCACAUAUUUAAAUCCAGUCUUAAUUUUCUUUAUCUUUUGAACCAAAACUCUGUAUCCGCACAAUCUUUUUUAAUUUUAUUUUUUGUAUGAGUCCUAAAGUCUGUUAUAACAUACAGUACAAUGGCAAUGAAUAUUUAUUUUUCAGACAAACAGGCUGUAAAAUCAAGAAAUCUCCAGUGGUACAGUAUUACAAAACUGCCAAAUAAUGCUUACUAGACAAUGGACAAGUUGUGUCACAACAGAAAAAAAAAAAAUUGAAUUGUAUUGUAAACAAAGCAUUUUACAUAAUUCAUCAUUGGUUUUAACCCUCUCAGGCUCAAAUUAAUUUUUAGUAUCAGGAAAAAUCUGAUAUUUGGGGAAAAUUAUAAUAUGGGGUAGUAAUAUACAAUUCUGACUUUUUUAUCCUUUGUAAAAAAAAAAAAAAAAAAAAAGUAUUUUGUACUUCUGGCAGGCCGUUUGCGUGUAGCCAUUCUUGCACAGUCUGCAUUGCCCACGUUUAUCAGCAUGGAUGGGAGAAAAGGCUCCUGAGUAAAAAAAGCUCAUAUAAUAUGGAUGUGGAGUAAGUAGGUAAUUGGAAUUUAGCUGUUGCAAAUCUGCAACGCCUGCCUGGAGAGGGUUAAUAGAACUGCCAUCAGUGUUGCACUGACAUUGAAGACAGCUGAAAUAAAAAAUAAAUCUGGUAUUAUGUUGUGGACAUUUUGAUAAGAAUGUUAAAACGUCUGUUAGAAUACCAAGUUGAAAAUAAAAUUGAAAACAUUUCUUGUCCUAAGCUACAGUACCAGCAUGUAUCACAGGGAGGGAAAUGACUGAAGCGUACACUUAGAUUGCCGCCAAUGGAUGACGUGUGGUAUAACUUCUCAUCUUCCAAGGAACAAUAUUGAACAACGUCAGAGACCCUGCAAGAGAAAAUACCAAAUCAGAAAUGCAGGCCAUGUUCGAAACAACCUGAAAAAUACAUCUUGCUUGUGGGACCACCAAAAAAAAGCAGUAUUUCAGGCCAACAACUUGGGAUGGAAGAUAAUAUCCUGUCUCAAGUUAAAGCCUAAGCUUAUCAGCUCAUUCCUACAACAAUGUUUCUGUAAACUCAACUAGAUUGGAACCAAAUCCAAACAUUAUUUUACAGAAACCCCCACUUUCAAGUGUUGAUAAGAUACAGGAUCCCAAUAGGAACACUAAAAUAAAUCACUUUAUAUUCCAAAUAUAAAACAUUGAGUGAUUGAGUCUGCAGUUACCAGUCAAAAACAGAGCAGGUGGUUUUUAAACAUGGGAAAAAGGAGAAAGGACAGCUGAACUCUAACAUCUUUUAGUUUUCAUCAUGAUUAGAAUAUUGUGCAAUUGAGUCUAAUGCAGAAAUGAAUCAUCUUGCCAGU